Messenger RNA from Chionomys nivalis (European snow vole), 4886 nucleotides. RefSeq names its product TAFA chemokine like family member 2 (gene Tafa2). Gene Ontology annotation, molecular function: receptor ligand activity. Lineage: Eukaryota; Metazoa; Chordata; Mammalia; Rodentia; Cricetidae. Bases 571 to 966 code for a protein of 131 amino acids. The transcript has 6 exons. The record is from RefSeq and is a predicted model, not a curated record.
GUGUGUGAAAGGGAGAGACGACGCGGGGCGAGAGGAAAAGUCUUCGCUCGCGGCUAAAAGCAAACAAAUCGGAGAUGGAAUAAGACCGGCGAUUGCUGGAGCCCGCCUGGAUCCUCCUGGCAGUCGCGGGAGCGGAGCGCACCGGGCGCAGCGCCGAGGACAGUCAGGGCGACCGCGGGCGCCGCCGGGGGCUGCGGACACUUUGGCUUCCUCCCGCUCAGUCAACAAACCUUUUGGUUACUUUGACACUGUGGGAUAAAGACCAGAGACCAGAGACCGGCCUCGUGCGCUGCACCUCCCACUUGCUUCGGGGAGGGGACCCCCCCCCCAGCUUGUAUGUGAAGACACUGCCGAGCCCCCCUUUAGCCUUCGGAGGAGACAGCACCCACACGCGCACUCGGGGUCACACUCGCUCGAACACACCGGCGGACUUCAGGUCCCUAUGCCCCUGGAUGGUGCCAGCGGACCGGCAUCUCCGAAGCGAUGCGUGAGCGGUAAGGCUGGCGUCGGCCCGCGGAAGCUACAGGACCAUCGCUAGGUGCUGCCGCCACCGGGACGCCCGGCUGCAGGAUGAGUAAGAGAGACUUACAGAAAGCCACAAAAGGAAAGCUGCUGAUGAUCAUUUUUAUCGUGACCUUGUUGGGGAAAGCUGUUUCCAGCGCCAACCAUCACAAAGCUCACCAUGUUAAGACGGGAACUUGCGAGGUGGUGGCCCUGCACAGAUGCUGUAACAAGAACAAGAUAGAAGAACGGUCCCAGACGGUCAAGUGCUCCUGCUUCCCUGGGCAGGUGGCAGGCACCACAAGAGCGGCUCCAUCUUGUGUGGAUGCAUCCAUAGUGGAACAAAAAUGGUGGUGUCAUAUGCAACCAUGUCUGGAGGGAGAGGAGUGUAAAGUCCUCCCAGAUCGGAAAGGGUGGAGCUGUUCCUCUGGAAACAAAGUGAAAACAACCAGGGCAAACGUGUAAAACUCUUCACGUUGGAAUGGAGAAGUAGAAAGAGAAGGUUUCUGCUGUGCCUCAUGACAAUUUUUGAUUUUCCGCAUUCAAAUUUAUUCUGGCUCCACGCUGGAGCGGUAGUUAUGCGAAUCGUAGUGUUGGUCGGAUUCUGAGGAAGGGGCAGAAGUUUCCUUGAGAAGUAAAGAUUCAAAACAACUCCAGAAAUGAGCACCUGUCUCCGUUCAUUUCUCACAGAGCAGCAGGUAACCCAUUAACCACAAAAAAAUCAAGCAAUCCUCAAGACUGAGAUCAUGGAGACACACAUAGAAACUUGACUCCUGCAUUGAAAUCGAAGACUUUUAUACCUCUUAGAAGAGGGCCUUUUAAGCCUAUUUCCAAGGGAUUCCAUGACUUGCUAUCAGCUUCUUAUUGAAACCAAGACUUUAAAAAACUCUGAAGUGAACUUUGUGUCCUGAAGAAGACUGCAUCAGCUGCGAACUGUGCUUAGCUAAUUGCACUUCUGAGGGAAGCAGACACUGCUCUCCACAAAUCUGGUGCAGAGUUGAUGUUCUGGGGGUGACACCAGAGACUGCCACCUGUAGGGUUCCUGGCUUCAGCUGUGACUUCAGUUGUUUCUGAAGCUGUCUCCCAAGUGCACUGUCCUGUCAUAGAUGUGUUCCUGGGUCCUUUGUUCACUGUCUGAUAGGACUGUGCACAGCUUUGGUGAUGUUUCCUUUGCGAACUCCUCUGGCAUGGCGUAGACUGAGAUAAUUUUAUUGGUAUUCUAAUCUUGAAACACUGAGAGCCUACAUGUUUUAACAUCUCACACUUGCCUUUGAGAAAGGGUUGAAAGUGUUUCUCCAUUGAAAACGAUAAUCAUUGGCAAGUCACCAUGAUCUGAAUACAUCAGUCAUAUAAGAAUGUAUAGACGUGCUGACAUGUUUCCCCAAGGCUAACACAUCACUGCUGCUCUCUGUCGGUUAGAGAGAUAGCUGCUAGGAUUGGAUUUCCAUUACCACUGCACAGGACUCUGUGCCUCGCACACACCUUCCUUUCCAGUUUUUUAAAAGUGUAUUUUUUUUUUCUGUUUUCCUUUUCUUUCCUUCACAGAACUCAUCAGUGUGUAGUAAUUUAGUAGGUAACCUUCCAUUUUAAAAACAUGCCAGGGAUGCAUGUGCUUUUCUAAUUUCUCAUCACUUAUUUUUAUUCUAGUGUUUUCUUAAACUAUCUUUGUCUCAUUUUAAGAUCGUCUCUUGCUUGAUUCCAAUGACUGCUUGAAUGCUUAUAUAUUUGUUCAGUCUGUGGAUAGGAAAAAUUGUUCAUUUUCUUUUACUUCAAAGGUCUAAAUACUUGCUUACCCUUGCUCCAAUCAAAUAAUUUCAUGGGCCAGUAUUUUGUCUAUAUUUUCUUAGCCAUCUUAAAACUUGUGAGUUUUAGUUCUUCAGGAAUGUCUUACAAAUAUUUAAAGGCCUUAAACAUCGAUUUACUUUUUUCUAAGUUAUUAUAGAAUGUAUAAUUUUAUACUGCAUUUAUUUUGUUUUACUUGUGAGUGGAGGGAGAGAAUACUGGGUACUGAGUUACAGCUAUGUAAUAAUAUAGUGUAAGCCUGUAGUUUGAAGGGAUGUAAAGGCAAGAAUUUUCCAUGUCUUAAUUAUUUCAUCCUGAUCUAAAGAUACUUCACAGGUCAUUGUAUUAGGUGGUCCAUCAUUUUGGUAGAAGAAUGAAGGUAUUUUGGACUUUCUUGUACUGGUAAAACUCAUGGACAAUGACAGUUAACCUGUUGGUUUCUGUGAUGGAGGGUCACAUGGUCUAGAAAAUUUUUAUGUUAGUCUGUAGUGAUAUUCAAAUAUUUAGACACUAACCAGGCCCUUUACUUGGAAGAACAACGUAAAGUAUUGUUGUUAAAUCUGUUAAAAAUUAAAUUGGAAAACUAUAUUUUUUAAAUACUGUGCUAAAGUCAACUGCCUCAUAAAUAUGUGGGAUGAAGUGAUUCCUGCUUCCCUUUUAAUUGUGCAUAAAACCAAUUAGGUGGUUCCAAAUGGAUUUUGCAAUAGGUCAAGACUACACCAAGUUGAAAUGAAAGGAAUAAUGGUUGUGAUAGACUUCUAUGUCAAACAAAAUAUCAUUAAUUUCUUUGAAACAAAAUGGAAAACUAUAUAAUUUUAGACAUUAUGAAUUUAUCAUAGGUUUGUUUGAAAUUAUAGAUCAUGCUUCUCAUUUUGAAAACUAUGUUAUUUAAAACAGCGCUGGAAAUUCUGUAUUAUAGAAAAGUGUAAUACAUGCGUAUCAAUAGAAAAAAUAAAUGGAAUUUCAAAUAUAUGAACUAGAUUAUUCCCAGUAGAUUAAUGUUGUGACUAUUCAGAAAAUGUGAAUAAAAUUGGAAUAUAAAAUCAACUCCCUUUCACAAGUACAGUUUGGAGAAUCUGAUUUCUUGUGCUCUGUUUUUAAAGCACCUUAAUUAGUAACCAAUACAAGUUCAAAUUUAGAAUGAAACUGACAGAUUAUUCAAUUACCUUUAAUAAAGUUCUGUGCUAAACUUUCAAUUUACAUAAGGUUCUGAUAUUUGACCUACUUCUUAGGAAUUGUGAAAUCAAUUGAUCUACACUUGUGAUGCUCACCUGAAAGUAACUAUAAACACAAACGCAAAAUUCAUCUCACAAUGAUAGCUGUCCGCAUGACUUACUUUAGGAAGCACACUGCAGUAGAACGAUAUAUCAAUACCAUGUCUCAAAUAUCCUUGAAAAUCCCUUUUUAUUCUGACAUCCUUUAAAAUUUACAAAAACUACAGAAGGUCUUUCCCCCAGGGAUAACAUCUUUCAGAAUCAUAAUACAUUGUCAAACAUGGAAGUUCACAUUGGUGUAAUACUAUGAGCUCAAAAGUUUAUUUACAUUUUUGUCAGUUUUCACAAGAAACAUGUAUAUAUACUCUCAUCUUUUUAAAUCACACGGCUGCCAUUUUACUGUAGGAUACUAGAGUAUACAUUAGAUAGGAGGUGACUAUAAUGGUCAAUAAGUGACUGGUUGUGACAAUUCUAAAGUUCCUAGUUUUAGAAUAAUAUAACUUUAUUUUACUUUUUGUAUUUUCUUUUUGCUGCUGUGACAGAAAAUUUACCUUUAACUUCAGACAGAAUUCUUAAUUAUUUUAAACUUGGUAUCAUUUUAAAUUUGCCACAAGAAGUCUGAGAACUAUGGCUGAAAUAAAAAAGCUUUUCUCCUCCCUGGGUUUUACUACCCUUAUUAAGUGUGAUUAUAGCACAACUUAGUCCGGUUAAUUAAUUUAUGUUUAUUUGCAUCUAAGUACUCAUGUACAAGGAAUAUAUAUACACAUGAAAAUUUUAUAUACACAUUUGCAUUUAUAUCUGAAAAAAGAAGUAUGCAAAAUAAAAUCAAGUGAUAAGUUUUUCAUCCUUCAGCCUUUCUUGUAAUUUUCAAGGGGAAUUUAGAUGAUACUGGACACUCUGGAUAAAGCACUGGAAAAGUUAGGCAAGGCAUACUGUAGUAUGGAGGGGAGCGGGCUGCGUCCCACUGCCCGGCUAACUUAACCCCUGAAAUAACCACAAAGAAAUUGUACUAAUUUAAUUACUACAUGGCCCAUUCUAUCUAGCCUUUUCUUGGCCAACUCUUAUAUCCUGAUCUAACCCAUUUCUGUUAAUCUGUGUAUCACCAUGAGGUCAUGUCUUACCGGAAAAGGUUCAGUAUGUCUGACCUGGCAGCUUCAUGGUUGCUCUCUCUGGUUCUCCUUUCUGUCCUUCCCUCCCAUCUCAGCUCUGCCCUAUCAAAAGGCCAAGGCAGUUUCUUUAAUAACAAAUCAAAGCAACAUAAAUACAGAAGGGCCUCCUACACCAUACUACAUUGCAUACUAGGUAUCUUUUUUCCUCACCAUGCCUAGGACAGAACAUUACUAAUUUUGUCAAGGUAAAGAUCUUUAGUUUGUUUGUCUCUCUAUACCC